This is a messenger RNA of Penicillium bovifimosum, 1611 nucleotides long. RefSeq names its product amino acid permease. Gene Ontology annotation, biological process: amino acid transmembrane transport. Gene Ontology annotation, molecular function: amino acid transmembrane transporter activity. The transcript has 5 exons. Bases 1 to 1611 code for a protein of 536 amino acids. Gene Ontology annotation, cellular component: membrane. The record is from RefSeq and is a predicted model, not a curated record. Lineage: Eukaryota; Fungi; Ascomycota; Eurotiomycetes; Eurotiales; Aspergillaceae.
AUGGCUGACAUUGAGAAACAAUCGGCGACAGAGCCCUCCAAGGGCCCAGCCACGAGGGAAGAUCUCAUGACAAACCCCUUUGUCAAUGCAGACAAGCUAGCUCGCCGCCUGUCCGGGAGACAGGUGCAGAUGAUUGCUAUUGGCGGUACCAUUGGUACUGGUCUGUUCCUCGGAACUGGCUCGUCACUCUCUCAGGGCGGACCUGCUUCGAUGCUGAUUGCAUAUGCGAUCGUCGGUGCUAUUGUCUUUAUCACGAUGCUGUGUCUCGGUGAGAUGGCAGCGUUCAUGCCUGUUGCUGGAUCUUUCUGUACUUAUGCUGGUCGCUUCGUGGAUGAUGCGCUUGGGUUCGCAUUGACCUGGAACUACUGGUUUAAUGAUGCAGUCUCCACUGCUUCGGAUAUAAUUGCAUUGCAGCUCUUAUUGAAGUAUUGGACAGAUAAUUUCCCGGGUUGGGCGAUUAGUUUGAUCUUCUUGGUUGUUGUCCUUGCUUUGAACGUUAUGUCUGUGAGAGUUUAUGGCGAGAUUGAAUAUUGGUUGAGUCUGCUGAAAGUGGUCACCAUCAUUAUCUUCAUCAUUCUUGGUAUCGCCGUGAACUGCGGCGGUAAUACAGACCAUGAAUAUAUCGGCGGCAAAAACUGGCACAUAGGCGAUGCACCCUUCGUGGGUGGCAUUGGCGGCUUCGCAUCAGUGUUUGUCACGGCUUCAUUCGCAUACGGCGGCACCGAAUCCAUCGCCAUCACCGCCGGUGAAACCAAAAGUCCAGCCAAGACAAUGCCUAAAGUCGUUCGCAACGUCUUCUGGCGUAUCGUUUUGUUCUACCUUCUCUCAAUCCUCAUGAUUGGUCUAAACGUCCCAUACAACUACCCCGGCCUCUCCGACGGGGACACAAGAACCAGCCCUUUCACCAUCGUCUUCCAGCAAGCCGGCUCCGCAGUAGCCGGCAGCUUCAUCAACGCCGUCAUUAUGACCUCCGUCAUCUCAGCCGCGAACCAUGCCCUCUUCGCCGGAUCCCGGCUGCUAUUUACCCUUGCUGUGGAUGGGUAUGCGCCCAAAUUCUUCGGCAACCUCAACCGAUACCGCGUUCCGUGGAUUGCUGUCCUUGCCACGUCCGUUAUCAGCGGCCUCUGUUUCGGUGCCAGCUAUAUCGGAGCUGGAAAGCUGUGGUCUUGGCUGCAAAAUAUCGUCGGCGUCUCCAAUCAGCUCUCGUGGAUCUGUAUCUGUCUUGCUUCGCUGCGGUUUCGAGCGGCCAUCAAAUCCCAAGGUAUCGAGCAUCUGCUUCCGUUCAAGAAUUGGACUUAUCCGUAUGGUCCGAUGUGUGCUGUUGGACUCAAUGCCUUUCUGGUACUGGUCCAGGGAUGGAAGUGCUUCAGUCCGCAUUUCAAAGGGGUUGACUUUGUCUCGUAUUAUAUUGAGAUCCCUAUCAUGAUCAUCAUGUUCUUGGCUUGGAAGUUGAUCAAGAGGACUAGCUUUGUCAGGAAGUCCGGAAUGGAUUUGAUCACCGAUCGGUAUGAUCCUUCUCAGGAGGAUGGGGCCGGUGGUGGUCUGGUUACGGAGAGGGCGACAGGGUUUUGGGCCAGAACUCAACAGUUCGGGCAGUGGUUGUUCUUCUGA